Mercurialis annua (annual mercury) is the source of this 3347-nucleotide messenger RNA. Its product is annotated as sucrose-phosphate synthase 4. The record is from RefSeq and is a predicted model, not a curated record. Gene Ontology annotation, biological process: sucrose metabolic process. The coding region runs from base 177 to 3242 and encodes 1021 amino acids. The transcript has 13 exons. Gene Ontology annotation, molecular function: sucrose synthase activity; sucrose-phosphate synthase activity. NCBI's taxonomy places the organism in Eukaryota, Viridiplantae, Streptophyta, Magnoliopsida, Malpighiales, Euphorbiaceae.
CUUGGUUUUAGAAGUGCAAUUUCAAGCUCUUCAAAACCAUACAAGCUUUCAUUUUCCUCUUCCUCUUCCUCAUCCUCUCUUACAAUAAUAAUAACAAAAAAAAAGUUUAUGUUCCAAAUUGUAGAGUCUUGCCAUUGAAGAUUACUAUAGUUUUGUUGUAAUUGAAAGGAAAAGAAAUGGCAGGAAAUGAUUGGAUAAAUGGAUAUUUGGAGGCAAUUUUAGAUGUGGGAAGUAGUUUAAGGAAAACAAAUGAUGGGAAGUUGAAGGUUGCAAAGUUUGAAGAGAGCAAAGAAAAAGAAAACAAUCCAUUCAGUCCUACAAAGUACUUUGUUGAAGAAGUUAUUAAUAGUUUUGAUGAAUCUGAUCUUCACAGAACUUGGGUCAAGGUGAUAGCAACAAGGAAUACUCGUGAACGGAGUAACAGGCUUGAGAAUAUGUGCUGGCGAAUUUGGCAUCUUGCCCGUAAGAAGAAAAAGAUAGCGUGGGAUGAUGCACAAAGGCUUGCAAAAAGACGGCUGGAGAGAGAGCAAGGGCGUUUUGAUGCUGCAGAGGACCUUUCGGAGCUAUCGGAAGGCGAGAAGGAAAAGGGCGAUGCUUAUGUAUCAGAACCUGUCAAGGAACUUAUCAGAAUUAGCUCAGAUAUGCAGAUUUGGACUGAUGAAGAAAAGCCGAGGCGCCUAUACAUUGUGCUCAUCAGUCUACAUGGGUUGGUGCGUGGAGAAAAUAUGGAACUCGGAAGAGAUUCUGAUACUGGGGGUCAGGUAAAAUAUGUUGUUGAACUUGCUCGAGCUCUGGCAAACACGAAAGGGGUCUAUCGUGUAGAUCUAUUGACAAGACAGAUCACCUCACCUGAGGUAGACUGCAGCUACGGUGAGCCUAUUGAGAUGCUGACAUGCCCGCCUGAUGCAAGUGGCAGUUGUGGAGCCUACAUAGUUCGUCUCCCCUGUGGUCCCCGUGACAGAUACAUACCAAAAGAAUCACUCUGGCCUUACUUGCCAGAAUUUGUUGAUGGGGCCUUAAGCCAUAUUGUCAACAUGGCUCGAGCUCUAGGUGAAGAAGUCAACGGGGGGAAGCCAACUUGGCCAUAUGUGAUUCAUGGCCACUAUGCUGAUGCUGGUGAAGUAGCAUCACGCUUGUCGGGGGCCUUAAAUGUGCCGAUGGUACUAACAGGACACUCACUAGGAAGAAACAAAUUCGAGCAAUUGCUUAAGCAAGGAAGGCUUUCUAAGGAAGACAUAAAUGCAACUUAUAAGAUAAUGAGAAGGAUUGAGGCUGAAGAGUUGGGGUUGGAUACGGCUCAAAUGGUGGCGACUAGUACAAAGCAAGAGAUUGAAGAGCAAUGGGGCUUGUACGACGGAUUUGAUCUCAAGUUGGAGAGGAAACUUAGGGUUAGAAGACGCCGAGGAGUAAGUUGCCUGGGACGAAACAUGCCAAGGAUGUUGGUUAUACCUCCAGGCAUGGAUUUCAGUUAUGUGACAGCGCAAGAUUCAUUGGAAGAUGAUCUAAAGUCAUUAAUUGGCUCUGAUAGAACCCCAAAGAAAAGGAAUCUGCCUCCAAUAUGGUCCGAGAUAAUGAGGUUUUUCACAAAUCCUCAUAAGCCUACUAUACUUGCACUGUCCCGUCCUGAUCCAAAGAAAAACGUCACAACAUUGCUAAAGGCUUUCGGGGAAUGCAAUCGCCUAAGAGAGCUAGCCAACCUGACUCUAAUUCUUGGUAAUCGAGAUGACAUUGAAGAUAUGUCUAACAGUAGCUCAGUUGUUCUUACAACUGUGCUCAAACUCAUUGACCGAUACGAUUUGUAUGGUCAAGUUGCUUAUCCCAAGCAUCACAAGCAAUCUGACGUUCCUGACAUUUAUCGUCUUGCUGCAAAAACUAAGGGAGUUUUCAUCAAUCCAGCUUUGGUGGAACCAUUUGGUCUCACACUUAUAGAGGCAGCUGCUUAUGGUUUACCUAUUGUUGCUACCAAAAAUGGUGGACCAGUGGACAUUAUAAAGGCUCUUAAUAACGGCCUUCUAGUUGACCCUCAUGAUCAAAAAGCUAUCGAAGAUGCACUUCUAAAGCUUGUCGCCGACAAAAACUUGUGGACAGAUUGCCGAAAAAAUGGCUUGAAAAACAUCCACCGCUUUUCUUGGACAGAACAUUGCCGUAACUAUCUCUCCCACAUUGAACACUGCAGGAACCGCCACCCAACUUCACGUCUUGAGAUUGCACCAACUCCUGAAGAGCCAAUGAGCGACUCUCUCAAGGACGUAGAAGAUCUGUCUUUGAGAUUCUCCAUAGAAGGAGAUCUCAAGCUUAAUGGAGAGCUAGAUGCAGCAGCUAGACAAAAGAAACUAAUCGAAGCCAUCACCCAAGCAGCUUCUUCCAAUGGAAAUUCUAGUGUUACUUACAGCCCUGGCAGAAGGCAGAUGCUAUUUGUGAUAGCUGUCGAUUGUUAUGAUUCUGAUGGAAAAAGCACGGAGAUCUUUCAAAACGUUAUCAAGAAUGUAAUGAAAGCUGCAGGUUUAUGCCUGGGGUUGGGCAGGAUAGGCUUUGUAUUGUUGACUGGCUCAAGUUUACAAGAAAUAAUGGAAGCUCUAAGAUGUUGCCCCGUAAAUAUAGAAGAUUUUGAUGCAAUAAUAUGUAAUAGUGGAAGUGAAUUGUACCAUCCAUGGAGGGAUAUGGUAGCUGAUGUGGACUACGAAGCCCACGUGGAGUACAGGUGGCCUGGUGAGAAUGUUAAGUCGACGGUGACUAGGCUAGCCAAGGUAGAAGAUGGACCUGCACAUGAUGUCUUUGAAUAUACUCAGGCAUGUGGUUCGAGGUGCUAUUCUUACAUUAUCAAACCAGGAACCAAGACUAGGAAGGUGGACGACCUCCGUCAAAGGCUACGGAUGAGAGGCUUUCGGUGCAACCUUGUCUAUACACGGGCAGCAUCAAGGUUAAACGUGAUCCCGUUAUUUGCAUCAAGAAAACAAGCUCUAAGGUAUCUUUCAGUCAGGUGGGGGAUUGAUCUAUCCAAGAUAGUUGUUUUUGUGGGAGAAAGAGGGGAUACAGAUUAUGAAGAACUACUGGCAGGCCUCCAUAAGACCCUCAUUAUACGAGGCUCCGUGGAACAUGGAAGUGAGAAGCUACUGCGCAGCAAAGACAGUUUUAAAACAGAAGAUAUAGUCCCCCAAGAAAACCCUAACUUGGGCUUUGUGGAAGAAAGCUAUGAAAUUCAAGAUAUUUGUGUAGCUUUAGAGACUAUAGGGAUCAAGUAAUCUUGAUUGUGGAUGUACUUCUCUUCUUUUUCUUUAACAGUUAUAAGUGCAUACUCUGUUACAGUUAAUGCAAUAUACGGAUGUAUACGAUAUUUCUUCUUCCAA